Hymenoscyphus albidus is the source of this 2814-nucleotide messenger RNA. NCBI's taxonomy places the organism in Eukaryota, Fungi, Ascomycota, Leotiomycetes, Helotiales, Helotiaceae. The record is from the annotation of a GenBank genome assembly.
GUAGUAACGCUAAUAACCAGGACAGGCACCUCUUCCUGCACUGCCUUCAACCAUCUCAUAACGGAAGAUGGUUGUUUGAUUAAGAACAGCACAAAAUGGUUGCAUCUUCUUUUCCAGUCAGGUAUCCGAGGAAGUUUUGUUACCCAGAUCUGCCUCUUUCUGACACGAAAACCAGCACUAGAAUUGUCCAAAGGCAGCUGGAGUUGUCAAACCUCCGGGACACACCAGAGCUUUUCUUCUCAGGGCACCCGGAAACUUGGCUUGCGGUAGUAUGGCCGUGACUGGUUCAAUGGAAAGCAGGCAUUGAAACCUCUGGACGACUAUGUAGCCGAGGUAUGAGUCGAAUACUGUAUAUUUUUGGACAACCUCCUAGGUACAGCACAGUACCAGUACCGCAAAGAUGCAAUAGCUGUUACAUGGCAUCGGAAAACAAACUUACUUUAAAGUUGCACGAUGGCACUAAGACUGAGUUCGCAAAUAGAGUACUUGGUGCAAUACUCCGGACGUACGAGAGUACGAGAUACUGCCAGGCUGUGAUACAGUUGUUCCGAUACCACGUCUCCUUCUCUGGUCUGGUCUUUUCCCAAGAGGCACCUCAUUCCGCAGGCAUGCAUUGCAGCAUUAUUGCAGCAUUGAAAGCAUUGACCGCCAGACGCACCUCACAUCCAUCUGAAAGAGAAUCUCUCAACAACGGACAGCUCGCAGAAAUUGUACUGGUAUGCAGCCAAUAAUCAGUAAGACUACAGAUGAACUGAUAAUGCCAAUAUUAUAUAAUACCCGUUACGGCAUUGAAGCUCUACCCGCCAGCGGUUACAAAGAGGCCUUCUUUUCCUCUUUGAGAAAAUAGCUUGGCAGCUCAAAAUCGAAUGCGAAAAUCAAAUUGUGGUUUUGAAGGGGCGUACGAGUGCUGUAAUACUGAUUAUUUCUUUUAUGCCAUGCUUGCCAAAAGUCUGUCUGUCAUUGGCUGUUUGUCAGGCAACGUGUGUAGGUGGCCAGGAGCGAGGGAGCGGCAUCGGCCGCUGAUUUUCUCAUGCCUGCAGUACGGAGUACCUGAGAGAAAAGUAUCACCCGUCAAUUUAUUCUCUGUGAGUCAAACGAAGAUUGAAAUACACCAAAAAUUUAGCACCUAAACAAGUGACUCAGAAAAUGAAAAAGAACGACGUCUAGAGACCUUUAGUUAGCUAGCUGAGGCUAGUUAAAUACCAUCAGUCUGUUAGUUUAGGCUGUUCCAUUGUGAUUCAAGACCCCUGCCAGUACCCCUCCACCCCUCCAACCCCUCCAGGCCCGCUUGAGAAAUCCUACCAUAGGUUCCCCAAUCAUCCACCUCAAGGCGAAGAGUCAAGGCAAAGAGGCAAAGUUGUACACAAACUGCAAGAGCGACCUGCAACCUCGCACUACAUUGCCCAUCACCGCUCCCGUCUGUACAACAUCACGAAAUUGUAUUUCUUCCAACCUUUUCUCUCUCUCAUCCGCCUUUCAAUCCUACAAAAAUGCCGAUUCUUGAUAUCGAAGCUGUCUCUGACGACGUGAGGAGUGAGUAUUCCAAGAUACGACUCUAACCCCUCGAUGACAAUAACAAUGUCCAUUCUACCUUUACCUUCUUUGACCAGCACUUUGCUGACGCACGACGAUAAUCUAGUCUUGGGUCAGGAUCCCUUGAUCCCUCCUGCAUUGCUGGUCUCGGAGAUUCCUAUGACCCCAGAGUCUUUGAAGACUGUCAUCAAAGGACGCAAAGAUGCCGUUGAAUGUAUCAUGGGCACUUCAGACCGUCUCUUGGUCAUCUGCGGGCCAUGCUCCCUCCACGAUCCCGUCACAGCCCUUGAGUACUGUUCACGAAUCAAGGCCCUCUCAGAUAAAUUGUCGGACGAUUUGGUCAUCAUCAUGCGAGCAUAUCUGGAAAAGCCACGAACAACAGUUGGAUGGAAGGGAUUGAUCAAUGAUCCUGAUAUCGAUGAGUCAUUCAAAAUCAACAAAGGUCUUCGAAUUAGUCGACAACUCUUCUCUGAUCUUACAAGUGCUGGCAUGCCAAUCGCCUCUGAGAUGUUAGAUACCAUCUCUCCCCAAUUCCUCGCAGACAUGAUUUCUCUGGGUGCCAUUGGUGCGCGAACCACUGAGUCACAAUUACACCGAGAGCUUGCAUCUGGUCUUUCCUUUCCUGUUGGCUUCAAGAAUGGUACUGAUGGAAGUUUGACUGUUGCAAUUGAUGCUAUCGGAUCUGCUGCUGCUAAGCAUCACUUUAUGGGUGUCACCAAGCAAGGUCUUGCCGCUAUUACAAGAACAAAUGGGAAUGAGCACGGUUUCGUCAUCCUCAGAGGAGGCACUAGAGGCACCAACUUUGAUGCUGAGAGUGUCAAGCUUGUAAAGGAGACUUUGGACAAGAAGAAACAAAAACAGGCCAUUAUGAUUGACUGCUCGCAUGGUAAGUUAUCUCACAAUUUAUUUAUCCACCUUCUCCCUUCACAUGGACCACAAACUAAUUGAAUCAACAGGCAACUCAAAUAAAGAUCACCGCAAUCAACCCAAGGUCGCUGCUGUUGUUGGUGAACAACUUAGAGCUGGCGAACGUUCUAUUAUUGGUGUUAUGAUCGAGUCCAACAUUAACGAGGGCAACCAAAAGGUUCCAGCGGAAGGUCCAGCUGGUCUCAAGAAGGGUGUCAGUAUUACUGAUGCAUGCAUUGACUGGGACACUACUGUUACCGUUCUUGAAGAUUUGGCCGCCUCAGUUAGGGAAAGACGUAAGGUCACCUCCAACGGGAAUGGAGUGAAGGCAUGAUGAGAUCGCAUUGGGAUGAUAUAGCAUGGCGUUUUGAAGGA